This is a messenger RNA of Aspergillus costaricaensis CBS 115574, 1463 nucleotides long. Its product is annotated as NAD(P)-dependent alcohol dehydrogenase. The transcript has 3 exons. Gene Ontology annotation, biological process: alcohol metabolic process. Gene Ontology annotation, molecular function: alcohol dehydrogenase (NADP+) activity; zinc ion binding. NCBI's taxonomy places the organism in Eukaryota, Fungi, Ascomycota, Eurotiomycetes, Eurotiales, Aspergillaceae. The record is from RefSeq and is a predicted model, not a curated record. The coding region runs from base 381 to 1463 and encodes 360 amino acids.
GCCGUUGCCCCGUGGCAGGAAGCUUCAUGCUGAAAAGUCUUCGAUUGCGGCGAACUGCGCCAGAUGUAUGAUCGCUGGUAAGCUUUCAGGUACGCUUACCGGCCAUUAAGGGGCGUGUAAAUCCGAUGUCGUAGCCCAUUCAGGGUCGACCCAAGAUCACUGUCGUAUCAUCGUAUGUCAUCGAAUGGGCUUCGGACGGAACAUGUCUCCACCCUCGUCACGCAUGAAUCAAAAGUGGACCAGAGUCUGCUGGAUUUCUAAUCUUGUCCCGUUGUCCUGGUUGCAAGUGAUCCGUAUAUAAAGGCCAGGAGUACCCCUGGGGAAUCGACAAUCAUACUCUGUGGAUAAUCAUAAUCUUCAUACCCAAACACUCAAUCAAAAUGGCUGCUUCUGAUUACAAGUUCGAGGGCUGGAUGGGCCUUGACAAGAACUCCGUCGGCAACAUGGUCUGGCAGGAGUUCGAGCCCAAGCCCUGGGAGGAGUCCGAUGUUGACAUCAAGGUCACCCACUGCGGUAUCUGCGGAUCCGACUUGCACACUCUCAGAAGCGGUUGGGGCCCCACCAUGUACCCCUGCUGUGUCGGUCACGAAAUCGUCGGUGUCGCUGUUCGCGUUGGCUCCCAGGCCGAGGGUGAUAUCAAGGUUGGAGACCGUGUUGGUGUUGGAGCUCAGAGCGACUCUUGCCGCGGCCGCAACGGUGACUGCGAGGAGUGCGCCUCUGGUCUUGAGCAGUACUGCCGCCACUCCAUGGUUGGCACCUACAAUGGCGUCUACCAGAACGGCGGCAAGUCCUAUGGCGGUUACUCUCUCUACCACCGCUCUCCCUCUCGUUUCGUCGUCAAGAUCCCCGACGCCAUCCCCUCCGCCCAGGCUGCGCCCAUGCUUUGCGGUGGUAUCACCGUGUACUCUCCCCUGAGACACUACGGCUGCGCUCCCGGCAAGCGUGUCGGUAUCAUUGGUGUUGGUGGUCUUGGUCACUUCGGUAUCAUGUUCGCCAAGGCCCUUGGCGCCGACAAGGUCGUUGCCAUCUCUCGCAAGAACAACAAGAAGGAGGAUGCUCUGAAGCUCGGCGCUGAUGCCUACAUCGCCACCGAUGACGAUGCCGACUGGGCCAAGAACAACGCCCGCUCCCUCGACCUCAUUGUCUCCACCGUCUCUUCCUCCAAGAUGCCCAUGGUGGACUACGCCACUCUGCUCGACCUCGACGGUUGCUUCGUCCAGGUCGGUGCUCCCGAGGACGGUGCCCUUGAGAUCCCUGCUUUCGCUUUGAUCGGCAAGCGUGCCAAGCUGGGAGGUUCCCUCAUCGGAGGCCCCAACGAGAUCCGUGAGAUGCUUGCCCUGGCUGCCGAGAAGAAGGUCCAGCCCUGGAUCGAGGAGCGCUCUAUGAAGGACGCCAACAAGGCCGUUGUGGAGAUGGACGCUGGCAAGGCUCGCUACCGCUACGUCCUGAGCAACGAGCUGUAA